AUGGUCAAAGAUAUUUUAAAAAGCUAAAAGUUCACUUUAAUAAAUCAUAAUAUUUCCAGUAUCUAAGAUGUAGAAUCACUUGUUAAUUUAACAAAGUAACCUUUGGUGAGAAUAGCUUUAACCAUAUCUACAUCUGAAAAGUAAGUAUACAACAAGCUUGAAUAAGCAAUCAAAAGUAUAGAAAAGGAGUUAAUAGCUAAAUUAAGCAUAGUCAUAAGAAAUAAAGGUAUAGUUGAUGCUGAUCUAGCAGUCAUAGGAGAAGUAUUAAAAUCAUUUAAGGAUACUAAAGAUAUCUUUAUCUAACUUGAUCAUAAUAACUUCGGUUUAGACGGAUUUAAAGCUCUAUCAACUGGAAUUUAGAGUUUAGAGGAAGUAGAAAAGUUAGAAUUAGAUUUAUUUCAAACAAACUUGAGUAAUGAAGGAGUAGAAUAAAUUUCUAAAGCAAUUAAUCACUGCUAAAAAAUAAUAAAUUUAAAUUUAAAUUUAGGCAAGAACGACAUAACAAAACAAGGAGUUAAAUAUAUAUAAGAAUAAUUCAAAGAUAUCAAAAGUAUUACCAAUUUUACCAUUGAUUUAUUCAAUAACAAGAUAGGUAAUGAAGGAGCAUAACAUCUUAGUAAAUUAAUAGAAAGGUUUUGUGACUUAGAAUAUCUUUCCUUUUAACUAAACCGUACUGAAAUUGAAUGCAAAGGAGUAAAUUAUUUUACAGUAGGAAUUAAACACAUAGCAAAUCUACAAACCUUAAUCUUAAAUUUAAAUGAUAACAAAGUGCAAGGGGAAGGAGUGAAAUGCUUAGUUGAGUUCUUAAAAUCAUACAGCAGUUUGAAAAACUUAUCCUUACUAUUGAACAACAACUAACUAGGCUAAGAAAAUAUUAUUAAUUUAUGCAAAGGGUUUUCUUAUGCUGUCUAGCUUGAACAUUUGCAUCUUUAUUUAAACAAUAAUGGAAUUAUGCAAGAUGGAGCAACUUCAAUAUCUGAUGCUAUUAAAAAGCUCGAAUUAUUAAAAACUGUUUCAAUAUCAUUACAGAAAAAUAACAUAGGAAAUGUAGGAGUGAACGAAAUUAUUGGAGGAAUUUAGUGUUUAAAUCAUGUCUCUUACCUAAAUCUCAAUUUUAGUUAAAAUAGGCUUAGUGAUAUGAAGGCAAAGAAAAUGUUAGAGAAAUCAAUCACCAAAAUUCCCUCUAUUUUUUACAAAAAAUUAAGGAUAUGA
Tetrahymena thermophila SB210 is the source of this 1212-nucleotide messenger RNA. Its product is annotated as kinase domain protein. Gene Ontology annotation, molecular function: protein binding. The record is from RefSeq and is a predicted model, not a curated record. NCBI's taxonomy places the organism in Eukaryota, Ciliophora, Oligohymenophorea, Hymenostomatida, Tetrahymenidae. The transcript is spliced from 13 exons.